AUGGCUAGCAAAUGCUCGCCAGAGGGUACACGAGUUAGCUCCACCGAAUCAGUUGACAUCGGCUCCGAUCCAUGCAUCACGAGUAGUAGGAAUUGUGGAUGCGCAGAUGAAUCGUUGAAGGGCCAAUGCGGCGAUGAAGAGGUGCAAGAAGACGACGUUUCCUGCGGUGCCAGCAGGGUUGGUGCCAGCAGUGGCGGAGAAGCCGUGGACGCCAAUGAGGGCCACGUGAAGGAUAUUGGCCCAGCCCUCACGUCGAGAGUCUACUCAGGAAAGGCUGCAGACAAACGAAUCAGCAUCGCAAUAUCAUCGAAAUUUGGGAAGGCGACCCACUCGGCGAUAGCAUCACUCCAAUUUAGACCGUCGAGUCGAAAACUUACCCUCAAAGAACCCGACCCAAGAACUCGAGGCCGGGGGGAACUCGGUGCGUGGGCGGGAAUCGACACUGUGCGACGACAUGGGAGCUUGCGUUGCGGGCAGGCUUCGUGUGGAGGCGCUAGCGGGAGGAGUGGGGUGGAGGGACGGGAGUGGGUGGAUUGCGCUAAGGUGAGCACAUCCGCAUGCGAAGGCGCCAGUGUGCCGUUCGUGGCUGCGAAUGAACUCACGCACGCACGCCAACGCGAACACGACGACAAGGAUGAAGACGAGGGAGAUCUGGCUGGGAAAUGGUCAGCUAACGCGCAGAGUACACAACGUAUCGACGUUGGGCGCGUUCAUAUGAAGACAUGCAGACGAAGACGAAGAGGGAUGGAGACGGGGAUGCAGCGAAUCGCAGGGGACGCACAUACCGAGGACACUGAGGUCGACGCACCCCACACGCCGUCGUCGUCGAGAUCGAGCUCGAACGGGGAUCCGAUGCGAAUACUCGACGACAGGAGUGUCUGUCUGUCUGUCUGUCUGAGCGUGGCUGCCCAGGAUGCUCGCUGGCUUCACAUCCAUCCGACACCCAUCCAAGAGUCGAGCGUACGAGGGAAUGUACGAACGAACGACCGCAACGACGAGCGCGGACGCUCGACUGCGUAUCGCGCGGGCCUGUGCAAUGGAAGGCGUCAGUCGAUGCAACAUGGGCAUGAGGCGACGACGGGGCAACUUACGGAGGAUGCGAUGGCGGCAGACAGCCGACGAACGAGCGAGGAUGGGUGGCGCUGGGGGCUGUACAGCGGUGGCGACGAUGAUGGAGAGGAUGUCGAACGUGGAGCGAGGGGAGGGAGGACAGUCAGUAAGCGACCCGCAAGGCCAGGAUAG
Molecule: messenger RNA, 1242 nt
Organism: Pleurotus ostreatus (oyster mushroom)
Lineage: Eukaryota; Fungi; Basidiomycota; Agaricomycetes; Agaricales; Pleurotaceae
Exons: 5
Coding region: 1-1242 (413 amino acids)
Source: RefSeq, a predicted model, not a curated record